Messenger RNA from Closterium sp. Naga37s-1, 804 nucleotides. NCBI's taxonomy places the organism in Eukaryota, Viridiplantae, Streptophyta, Zygnematophyceae, Desmidiales, Closteriaceae. The record is from the annotation of a GenBank genome assembly.
AUGGGGCGGGGAUGGAAAGCGGGAGAAUGGGGCGGGGUGAUGGAAAGCGGGAGAAUGGGCGGGGUGAUGGAAAGCGGGAGAAUGGGCGGGGUGAUGGAAAGCGGGAGAAUGGGGCGGGGUGAUGGAAAGGAGGGAGAAUGGGGCGGGGUGAUGGAAAGCGGGAGAAUGGGGCGGGGUGAUGGAAAGCGGGAGAAUGGGGCGGGCGGGAGAAUGGGCGGGGUGAUGGAAGGGAGGGAGAAUGGGGGCGGGGUGAUGGAAGCGGGAGAAUGGGGCGGGGUGAUGGAAAGCGGGAGAAUGGGGCGGGGUGAUGGAAAGCGGAGAAUGGGGCGGGGUGAUGGAAAGCGGAGAAUGGGGCGGGGUGAUGGAAAGCGGAGAAUGGGGCGGGCGGGAGAAUGGGGCGGGUGUGAUGGGGGGGGAAAAAAAGCGGAGAAUGGGGCGGGGGUGAUGGAAAGCGGGAGAAUGGGGCGGGUGAUGGAAGGAGGAGAAUGGGGCGGGGGGAGAAUGGGGGGCGGGGUGAUGGAAGGGGAGAAUGGGCGGGCGGGAGAAUGGGGCGGGGUGAUGGAAGCGGGAGAAUGGGGCGGGUUGAUGGAAAGCGGGAGAAUGGGGCGGGGUGAUGGAAAGCGGGAGAAUGGGGCGGGUGAUGGAAAGCGGGAGAAUGGGGCGGUGAUGGAAAGCGGGAGAAUGGGGCGGGGUGAUGGAAAGCGGGAGAAUGGGCGGGGUGAUGGAAAGCGGGAAAUGGGCGGGGUGAUGGAAAGCGGGAGAAUGGGGCGGGGUGAUGGAAAGCGGGAGAAUGGGGCGGGGUGA